Molecule: messenger RNA, 1086 nt
Organism: Micromonas pusilla CCMP1545
Lineage: Eukaryota; Viridiplantae; Chlorophyta; Mamiellophyceae; Mamiellales; Mamiellaceae
Exons: 3
Coding region: 1-1086 (361 amino acids)
Source: RefSeq, a predicted model, not a curated record
AUGGCGUCGACCGUCCGCGCCUCCCCGACGCUCUCGCUCCCGCGCGCGCCCUCCCGCGCCGCCCGCCUCCCGCGCCGUCGCGCGUCGCGGGAGACCCGCGGAAAAGGAUGGCGAGACGACAGCCCGCUCGACGCCGGCGACGCGACGACGAGAGCCAAGGCGAAGCGGAGCAAGACUCGUGAGCGCGGCGGGACCACGGGCGUUGGGAAGGGCACCGAGGAAGGGUGCGAACUCCGCGCGAUCGACCUCGGCCAGGGGAAGUCCGUCGAGCUGUACGUCCCGCGCGACGACGCCGUCGCGGACGUCGCCGGGGAUCGCGUCUCGCUGGAGGUGCUCGAGGGAUUCAGGCGCGUCCUCGUUUCAUUCAUCGCGCACUGGGACGAGCUCUACGGCGCCGGCGACGUCGUGUGGCCCGCGUCCGUCGCGCUCGCGCGUCUCCUCGCGCACUGCCCGAGCCUCGUGCGAGGGAAGCGCGUCCUCGAGAUCGGCGCGGGGUUGGGGCUCGUCGGCGUGGCCGCGAUGGGCGCGGGCGCGAGCGAGGUGUGCUUCGCGGACGUCGACGCCGGCGUGCUCGCGAUGACGUCUCGAAGCGCGGAGCACGCCGCGAAGAAGGCGGCGCGUUCCCAGCUCACACUAGUUUCCAUACGACCGCGUUGGCGUCGUGAACUUCAUUCCUUAAGGACUUUCUCUCCCGGCAACGCCGCCGGGUCGACGCCGACGACGACGCGAACGUUAACGUUGGAUUGGAAGGAGCUGUCCGCGUGGCCGGAGCGCGCGUUCGACGUCGUCGUCGCCUCGGACGUGCUGUACGACGCGGACGCGGUGCCGCACGUCGCGGCGGCGACGUCGAGGGCGCUCGCGCUCGCGGGCGCGGUCGCGGGUGCCGCGGCGGACGGAAACGGGAACUCGAGCCCGAUGAGCCCUCCCAUGGCGUUGUUCGUCGACCCGGCCGCGCGUCUUCACCGCGAGGCGUUCGCGUCCGAGGCUCGGAAGUUUGGCAUGGAGACCGCGGACGCGGACUUCCCGGGGCACGAGAACAUGCGGCUGCUGCAGCUCACGCGCGUGGAGCUCGGGGUCGCCGCGUGA